This is a messenger RNA of Paraphaeosphaeria sporulosa, 1180 nucleotides long. RefSeq lists its product as uncharacterized. The record is from RefSeq and is a predicted model, not a curated record. The transcript has 2 exons. The coding region runs from base 288 to 857 and encodes 189 amino acids. NCBI's taxonomy places the organism in Eukaryota, Fungi, Ascomycota, Dothideomycetes, Pleosporales, Didymosphaeriaceae.
CGCGUUCCUGGAUUCCAGGCAACACUGCCAAUCACAUCACCCGCUGCCAGCGUGCAUACGAGACUAGUAUUGAACUUUCCAGAAGUGGAUAUCAUGCACAAGGGUGAUGAUCCUAUCUCGACACCCCAGGCUCGACCGGUGAGCAGCUCGCGUCAGCAGCCCUGCCUUCCAUGGUCGCUAUAACCAUCACCACCGUCGCACCGCACCCCGCAUCAUUCACAUCUGUCCAUUUUCUUCACUCAGAAGAUCCCAUUGCAACGAUGCGAUUCCUCAGCUUUGCUCCCAACAUGUCUCCCCGCCUCAAAGCCCUCCAGGGUGCCCAGCUCGGCAUCGUCGCCCUAACCCUCCUCGCCACGUUCCUGGCGGCCGUCGUCCCGCACAAGCACAAGUCAUUCACAUUCGGCCUGCUCUAUCCCCUCCUCCUCACCUCGGCCAGCACCACCUUCCUCAUCGCCCGCGAGCAGCGCCGCGCUCGCGAGGGCGCCCUCACAAAGGCCAAAUACGCAAAGUACGCGCUGCUCAAGCUCGCCGCUGCGUUUGGGCUGGGCUUCGUCGGGUUCGUGCUGGACAUCGCGACUACCGAUGGAAAGUGCGAUGUCCAGCGCCCAGGUGAGACAGGGCUGUGGAUUCGCUGCGUCAAGGUGGAGACGUGGCAGGGCGCGAUUCUGUGGCUGAAUGUGUUCAACUGGUUGUUCUUGUGGGCAGGCGUGUUUUACUCCUGCUGCAUGUCCAGGAGGACGGAGGGUGCUAUUGCGCUCGGGGGCGAAGAAGCGAGGAUUGGACUUGACAACGAGACUGAGAAUGACGAAGCUAUUGCCAGAGACUUGCAGGCUCAGGACCCGAACUGGCGUGCUUAAAUCAAUUGGUUUGAGACGGGAACGGAGAUGGACAGAGGUGCAUAGAGGUCGGUGUACGUUGGAUCGUCCACUAUACAAUACCGUGGAUGCUGCCUGUCUCGGUCGGGACGUCGUGUGGUUGAUUGGUGUGGCAUGUUAUGUAGAAAGCAGUGUUGCCUUUCCGAAAUGCUCGCAGGGAUGGAGAUGGUUAUGCAGAUGUAGAGGGCGCGUGGAUAUCGAGGGCGUAUGGUAGUGUGUUGGUGUAAUGAAUGCCCACAUGUUAUCUUGAUAAGGAAUAAGCAUGAUGUAGACAUACAGCUGCACCGUGUGUGGGACUUGGUCAC